Molecule: messenger RNA, 2046 nt
Organism: Linepithema humile (Argentine ant)
Lineage: Eukaryota; Metazoa; Arthropoda; Insecta; Hymenoptera; Formicidae
Product: mitochondrial basic amino acids transporter-like
Biological process (GO): mitochondrial L-ornithine transmembrane transport
Cellular component (GO): mitochondrion
Molecular function (GO): high-affinity L-arginine transmembrane transporter activity
Source: RefSeq, a predicted model, not a curated record
GAAUGCUUGACCAGCGCAUCGCCCGGUCACGAUUAACAUAAGUCGUGUGCAAACGAUGAUCUUUGUACCAAGAGAAAAUUGGAAGAAACGCCGGUUUCAGUAAGGAAUAAGAUUCGCCGAGAGAAGCACGCGGAACAAUUUCCUUUGUACGGACAUAUAUAUGUGAUUUUUGAAAUAGAUAAAUGUUAUUUGGUUAAGCACAGUAAUCAGUUUUUCAUGGAUUCAAAUUUUUCGCCCACUACAAUUAACCAACCUACCACUUGUAUAUUCUUCAAUACAUGCCAAAGAGAAACGAGGUUUAAAGACGAUUCCGACAGAAAUAGAUUUUGCAAGUGGAAAGUUAUUGUUAAUAACACAGGACAAGGAUGGCUUUAUCGCUCGAUUUCUUCGCUGGAUGCUUGGGAGGAUGUGCCGGUAUUAUGGUGGGAUAUCCUUUGGAUACAGUCAAAGUCCACAUGCAGACGCAGGAUUGCCGUAAUCCAAAAUAUCGAGGCACCUGGGAUUGUUUGCGUACCAUACUUGCGAAAGAAUCGGUAAGCGGCCUUUAUAGAGGCAUGUCCUCGCCAAUCGCUGGGGUGGCUAUAGUAAACGCUAUCGUCUUCGGCGUUUACGGGCACACUCAGCGGCACCUGUCCGAACCUGAUCGAUUAUCGGCGUGCUUCCUGGCCGGUGCACUCGCCGGACUUUCUCAAACUCCCGUUUCUAGUCCGAUAGAAUUAGCUAAAACACGUCUGCAAUUGCAGUCCUCAUCUCAAGGUAACUCUCAUGGACCAAUGCAAUGCUUGAGGAACAUCUAUAAGCAGCAGGGUUACCGUGGCAUUUUUAAAGGUCUAGGUAUUACGUUUCUCAGGGAAGGGCCAAGUUACGGCGUGUAUUUUGUGACCUAUGAGAUGCUAACCAAGACAUCUUCGAAGGAGCCGAUUUCAACAUUUCACAUGUUGUUGGCUGGUGGACUCGCUGGCACUGCUUCCUGGGUGAUCUCUUAUCCAAUAGAUGUAAUUAAGUCGCGUAUACAGGCGGAAAGCAGCAAUCGUUAUUCAGGAGCUUUAGAUUGUCUUAAGAAAUCCGUACGCGCUGAAGGAUAUAGUUGCUUAUAUCGAGGUUUAAAUUCGACGAUUCUUCGAGCAUUUCCGACGAACGCAGCAACGUUCACUGUUGUUACGUGGACGUUCAGGUUAUUGGGUGAGCAACCAAAUGAGAUGAAAAAGAAAGAAGAAAUUGAUUCAAUAUCGAUACAGGCGAAAAAUCAUACGACAAUAAGAUACGAGUCCUUAGUUGACAAGUGGAACACAUUUUUCGGCGAUAUUUCGAGGAGCAACGGCUUUGCCACAUCGUAUUCUGUCACGUCUAUGUUACCGAUCUGCGGAUUGAUGCCAGAUAACAAUGCCUGCCUGAUUCAUAAUUGCAGACGAUCGGGUUGCAAGCACAAUGUAUUAAAACAGAACACAUCGAAGGGUUCGAAAGGGAAAGACAAGAAGUCGAGAAACGAGAAAGGAGUUGAGGAGAACGAACACAUCAACGAAGAUUGUGGCAACAAUGAGAUUGUAAAUGCGUGCACUUGUAAUCUGCAACAUGUACUUAAUGUUUCAAACCUUGAUAAUACCUGAAGCUGUUAUCUCGAGUGACAAGUAUCUUCAGCUUGUGAUGUGUUAAUGCAAUAAUCUCGUGUAAAAAAGGAUAUUCAUAUACACAGAUUUUUCUGACAAUUAAUUUAAUUAAUAACAAAUGUAUGUAAAAUCACAAGACAAUUUACGGAGACUGGAUAAAUAUUCCAGUUAAAAAAUAUUCUUAUAUUAAGAAGUGCGAAUAUAGAAUAAAAUUACAUAUAACAAAUUUUUACUAUGAAAAAAGGACAUAACAUCCUUAAUGCAACAAUUAAACUAAUCCAACUUGCAAAGAAAUAUCUACAAGUUCUAUGGUAGAUAGAUAUGCUCUUAUAGUAUAUCUAUGAAAGAGAAACUUAUCAUAAAACACGUUUUAAACUUUUUUUUAUGUUUUACUGUAGCAGCAUAAUUUAAUCAAUGCAUCGAAAUUGACGCGCCUUAU